AGGAUGGGUGAGCUCGAGCCCUGGAUCGAUGAGAACUUCGUCAGAAGCGUCUGGUUCGGCAUGGGCUACCAGGUCAACGUCAAGAUGAUCCGCGACAAAUUCUCCGGAAGUAAUGCUGGAUACUGCUUCGUCGAUUUUGAAUCUCCUGACGCUGCCACCAAGGCUCUUCAGCUCAACGGCACUCUCAUCCCCAACUCAAACCGUCCCUUCAAGCUCAACUGGGCUUCGGGUGGUGGUCUUGCUGACCGCAGCCGUGAUGACCGUGGCCCCGAGUACUCCAUCUUUGUUGGCGAUCUCGGCCCUGAGGUCAACGAGUACGUUCUCGUCAGCAUUUUCCAGAACCGCUUCCCCAGCUGCAAGUCGGCCAAGAUAAUGUCAGACCCGAUCAGCGGCCUUUCUCGCGGCUACGGUUUCGUCCGCUUCUCCGAUGAGGCAGACCAACAGCGUGCCCUUACCGAGAUGCAGGGCGUUUACUGCGGCAACAGACCCAUGCGCAUCAGCACUGCUACUCCCAAGAACAAGAACCAGCACGCCGGUCCUGGAGGCAUGGGAGGUAUGCCCGGUGGUCCCGUUGGCAUGUACGGCAUGGGUGCCCCUCCUCUUGGUUUCUACGGUGCUCCUCAGCCAAUGAACCAGUUCACCGACCCUAACAACACCACCGUCUUCGUCGGCGGUCUUAGUGGCUACGUCACCGAGGAUGAGCUCCGCUCCUUCUUCCAGGGCUUCGGUGAAAUCACAUACGUCAAGAUCCCUCCCGGCAAGGGCUGCGGUUUCGUCCAGUUCGUUCAGCGCCACGCUGCCGAGAUGGCCAUCAACCAGAUGCAGGGCUACCCCAUCGGUAACUCGCGUGUCCGUCUCAGCUGGGGUCGCAGCCAGAACAACUCUGGCCCUGCCGGCACUCCUUACCGCCCCGCUCCCCCACCACCGGUUUACCCUUCGAUGGGCAUGCCUCCUCAACACCCUUACGGUGGCUUCGCCCCUAUGAAAGUGAGUGGACAACAGCAGCAGCAACAGCAGUUCUGGUCCCCAGAUGCCUCUAACCAUCAACAGUAA
Molecule: messenger RNA, 1053 nt
Organism: Aureobasidium melanogenum CBS 110374
Lineage: Eukaryota; Fungi; Ascomycota; Dothideomycetes; Dothideales; Saccotheciaceae
Product: RNA-binding domain-containing protein
Exons: 2
Biological process (GO): mRNA splice site recognition
Cellular component (GO): cytosol
Molecular function (GO): mRNA binding
Source: RefSeq, a predicted model, not a curated record